Molecule: messenger RNA, 732 nt
Organism: Penicillium canariense
Lineage: Eukaryota; Fungi; Ascomycota; Eurotiomycetes; Eurotiales; Aspergillaceae
Exons: 3
Coding region: 1-732 (243 amino acids)
Cellular component (GO): plasma membrane
Molecular function (GO): acetate transmembrane transporter activity
Source: RefSeq, a predicted model, not a curated record
AUGGCUUCUACCAAAUCCCAAGACGCCGUGACUGGCAGCCAAAAAGGCGGAGAACUUGUGGACAUUGAGAGACAGGGGACUCAUGUCCCACUGGCGACAGAAGCGCCAAAAUCCCUCGGUGCAGGAUCUGCACUGGCCCUCGGCGCAUUCGGAACAACUUUGACGACCCUUUCGCUGAGCUUGAUGGAGUGGCGCGGUGUUACGACAACCAAUGUAUUUGUCGCAAACUUCUUUUUCAUCGCUGCCUUUGGCCUGGUAGUCACUGCGCAGUGGGAGCUCUCGAUCGGAAAUGGUUUUGCCUACACGGUUUUCAGCGCGUUCGGUCUUUUCUAUGCAGGAUACGGUGCCUUGUUGACUCCAGCAUUUGGUGUCGCCCAGGCAUAUGGCGAUGACACAGCCCAGUACAACAACGCAGUUGGUUUCUUUAUGAUAUUAUGGACUGUUUUCGUGUUCACUUUUCUCAUUGCGUCACUCCCAAGCAACAUCGCGUAUAUCCUUGUCUUCUUCUUUGUGGACCUCGGAUUCCUCACAGUUGCGGCAAGCUACUUUGCUGAAGCAGAUGGCCACGUUGACGCUGCUGUCGCACUGAAGAAAUCGGGCGGAGUGUUUUGUUUCCUUGCGGGUCUGAUCGGAUGGUACAUUGUUUUUCACCUUCUUUUGCUGGACUCACUACUCUAUCUACCAUUGGGUGAUACGUCGCGAUACUUUGGAAAAAAGAAGAAGGGCGAGUAA